Helicoverpa zea (corn earworm) is the source of this 2790-nucleotide messenger RNA. It is a transcript of the gene Alg2, whose product is annotated as alpha-1,3/1,6-mannosyltransferase ALG2. The transcript has a single exon. Gene Ontology annotation, molecular function: GDP-Man:Man(1)GlcNAc(2)-PP-Dol alpha-1,3-mannosyltransferase activity; alpha-1,3-mannosyltransferase activity. NCBI's taxonomy places the organism in Eukaryota, Metazoa, Arthropoda, Insecta, Lepidoptera, Noctuidae. The record is from RefSeq and is a predicted model, not a curated record. The coding region runs from base 124 to 1389 and encodes 421 amino acids.
CACUAGCGUGUCUGACUUUUCAAGGUGUCAUUCAGAUUUUGCAUUUAUUUACAAAUUAUCUUCGUAAUUUUAAGCGAUUCAAUGAUAUCUUGUAACGUGGCAAAAUACUAAAAGUGGUGUAAAAUGGUUAAGGUAAUAUUUCUCCACCCAGAUUUGGGUAUCGGAGGCGCCGAGCGACUGGUAUUGGAUGCUGCACUGGCGUUCAAGAAAAAGGGCCACGAAGUAGCAUUUUACACGAACCAUCAUGAUCCUUCUCACUGUUUCGCGGAGACCAGGGAUGGCACUUUCCCCGUGUCGGUCGUGGGAGACUGGAUACCGCGCUCUAUAUUCGGUAGAUUCAAGGCAGCGUGCGCUUACGUACGCAUGGUCUACGCCGCUGUUUACAUGGCAUGGUACGUCAUACCGGCUGAGGAACCGACUCUUAUAUUCUGCGACUUGAUAUCCCUGUGCAUUCCCUUUUUGAAAAUGGCUAGAGGACCGUACCGUGUCGUGUUUUAUUGCCAUCAUCCUGAUAAGCUUUUAUCCUCUGAAGGGGGCUUAUUGAAAAAGCUGUACAGAGCGCCACUGAAUUUUUUAGAAGAAUUAACAACAGCACAAGCAGAUAAAGUGCUUGUCAACAGUAAAUAUACUGCCAGGGUGUAUCAAGAUGCAUUCCAGAGAAUCAAGGACAUACCAGACAUCUGUUAUCCAUCUAUCAACACUGAGUUCUUCAGACAAACUACUCCAAAACCCUUGAAGGAGGUUGUUCCUGUAGGUACUGACAAGUUCAUAUUCCUGUCUAUAAACAGAUAUGAGAGAAAGAAGAAUCUGCAGCUAGCCUUGAGAGCAUUUGAGCAUUUAAAACACAUUUUGAAUGAGGCUGAUUGGAACAGGGUUCAUUUAAUAAUGGCGGGAGGAUUUGAUCCAAUAAACUUGGAAAACAUGGAGCACUACAUUGAGUUGACUGAUUUAGUGGCUGAGUUGGAUAUAGAGGAAAAGGUAACAUUUAUGAAAUCUCCCAAAGAUGAUGAGAAAGUGUCUCUUUUAUAUAACUGUAGAGCUUUGGUGUAUACUCCAUCAAAUGAGCAUUUUGGCAUUGUCCCUCUGGAGGCUAUGUAUUUCAAGAAGCCAGUUAUAGCUGUGAACAGUGGAGGUCCCACAGAGACUAUUGUCAAUGAGGUAACAGGGUUCCUGUGUGAACCGAACAGUAGAGCAUUUGCUAAUGCCAUGAGCAAAUUGGUGAUCAACCCAGAGUUAGGAGAAAAACUGGGGGAGGCAGGCCUAAAGAGGUUUGAAACUAAGUUCUCAUUUGAUGCAUUUACUGACCAGUUAGAUGGGAUUUUAAAUAGAGAGAGGCAGAUUGUGUCCGAGGCGAGAGCUAUUGAGUACGAGAACCGUAAACGUAAAUAACACGAUGCCGGCACUCCAACAAUAUGUGAUAUUGUUUGAGUGUGCUAACCAAAGAGAAGUCCACAUAGUACAACAAUUUUGGUGGCUCAAUAAUUAUGAUGGCUUUGAAUAUGUACAACUAAUUAAAGGUUCUAUCAAAGCUUGCGUUAUGACAAAAUGUAAUAUAGCUAUGUAAAUAUUUAAGAUACAGUCAUAUAGAAAAACAGCUAACAAUAUUCUCAUUACCUUGUAACUUUAUGGCAACCAUUCCAGGAGUUUCUCAAUUUGUAAAGAAUAAAAUUUUUUAUGUGACUGUAUUGACAUUAUUAGCUGGGCUUAGACUAGAGUAGAAAAACCAGUGGGUACUAAUACUUAUUCUAAUAUCUUUGAUAUCUAAGAUUUUUUGUUUCAACUCUCAUGCACAUAUUGCUAAACUACCAAUGUUAAGUUUAUAAAAAAAUCUAUAACAUACAGUUUGUAUACUUGUCUAUUAUUUUAAGAACAUAAUUUUGUACAUAUGGCUGUGCUAAGCUAAUUCAAUUGCUAGAAGUUAAUAUUUUUGAAUGUUUUUUUUUUUGUAAAAAGUAAUUGUAAUGCCAUGUGGACUAGAUGAGUAGAUCAUAAAACUAGAAUUUAAGAGUUCAUGUUGUUAAUUGUUGCAAUCUGCUUAGAAUUCAAGUUAUAUUUAAUGAAGGUAACAUAUGCAAUUAGCAAAGGCCUUCGAUUUUAUUCUGGCGAUUUUCUAAGCUAAUGCCCAAAUGCUUUACUUAAAAUACUAAUCUGUCUUGUACAAUAUAUUACUUACGCUUGCCUAAAGUCACACAUAGUUUGUUCUAUGGGAAAUGUUAUAAAAUGUCCUACUUAAAAUUGUUGCAAUGAUUCAGAAAUAUGACUUCUUAGUUUAUGGCUGAACCUUGGUGACUUUAUUAUUGUUUACAGAUCAGAGCAUCAAUAAUUUUAAUGAUAGAAUCUUAUUUUGAGUGGUAUGAAAAGUCCCAUAUUAAGUGGUUGACUUCAGAGUGACAGGGCUGUAAAGAAUAUAUUUGUAUGUGUUAUAUAUUUGUUGUUUGUAUGCUUAAACUAACUUUGCUAGUAUGAUUUUGGAUCUUAAAUAUUUAGUAAGCAUAGCUAGUCUUGUUCAGUAAGUGGACAUUUUUGUACUGUGGAACAAUAAGAGAUAUUUAGAAAUACCUUUAGUUUGUAUACCUAUUUGCUUUCGAUUAUACCCUCCUGAUAUAGCAUUGCUAAAAUCGAAUAAAAGUUAGCUUGACUUUGAAUAAAUAUACCAAAAAAAACGAACAUAUUUUCUUAAGCAUAAUGUAUAUUAAAAAUCUCACAUAAGUGUACUGAAAAUUGAAGAGAGAUAGCAUUUUGUUUGUUGUUAAUGGUUGUACUGAUGUAAAUAUAUGGUUAUUGUAAAAA